UCCACAGGUUAAUCAUGGCUUACAGGAUUGCAAUCCGUCCAUCUCUAACCUUUGUUGGUCUGCAGACAAGAAAGCAACAUUUAGGAAUCGCAAUACAAAGUGUGAUUCGCUUGCAGCAGACGCAAGCUGCAAUGGAAAGCGUCGACGCAAAAUCCUACGACCAAAUUCCUGGGCCGAAGGGGCUGCCUCUAGUUGGAACACUUUUUGACUACGUUCGAAAUAAGGGUCAUACAAGAGUGCAUGAAAUCCAGGGCGAGCGAGUUCAAGAGUAUGGUGAGAUUUAUCGCGAGAAACUCCUUGAUCUAGAAACUGUAACCAUAUCCAACGUUGACGAUGUUCAAUACUUGUUUCGUAACGAAGGAAAAUACCCUCAACGGGAACCACAGUUUCCCCUCUGGAUGAAGUAUAAGGAAGAACGGAAACAAGCCCACGGAGUGUUCAGCUUACAAGGAGAGGAGUGGUUUAAAGUUCGUCGAGUGUUGAACAUGAAAAUGCUAAAACCUAAAGUUGUUGGUGAAUACUCAAAACCACUGAAUGAUGUCAUAUCUGACCUACUAAAUCGGACGAAACAGACACGUGAUAGUGACGGUGUCAUUCCCGACAUUCAACAGGAACUCUUCAAGUGGUCUUUAGAAUCGGUUGGCACGGUACUUUUUGAAACAAGAUUUGGCACCUUUGGUGAAUCACCGUCACCUGAGGCUGCCAAGUUUAUUGAAGCUGUUGAGAAACUGUUCAAUCUGUUUCUGAAGGCAUAUGUUAUACCUCUUUGGAUUGACAAAUUCUACAGACCGAAGAGCUUUCGAGAAUUUUACGACUGCAUGGAUGUGAUGUACGACUUUGGCAACAGUUGUAUCGAAAACAGGUUGAGCGAAAUUCGUAAAAGACUGGAAAAUGGAGAAGCACAGGACGAAGAUGCAGCGGAGUUUUUGACUUUUCUAAUCGGCAGAGAUGACAUCAGUUCCACAGAAAUCACGGCAAACUUGGUGGAGAUAUUGAUGGCUGCCGUGGAAACGACGUCAAACACAAGCCUGUGGACGUUGUAUCUGCUUGCACGAAAUCCUUCUGUACAAAAACAGCUUCAUGAAGAAGUUAGCGCAGUUCUUCAACCAGGUGAACUAGCAACUCCUGCUACUUUGCAGAAGAUGCCAUUUCUUAGAGGAUGUGUCAAGGAAACUUUGAGGCUCUUUCCAGUGGCAACGGAAAACGCUCGCAUUCUUCAGGAAGACAUCGUCAUUCAGGGUUACCGCAUACCACCAAACACGAUGAUACGUGUUCCACUGUAUGUGAUGGGUCGUGAUCCAGCACUGUUUGAUGAUCCUUUAGAGUACAAACCUGACCGGUGGCUGAGGGAUGACACAAACAAGUCCCAUUACCAUGCAUUCGCCUCGCAACCUUUUGGAUUUGGCACCAGGAUGUGCCUUGGUCGCCGUGUAGCAGAACUGGAAAUGCAUCUUCUUUUAUCUCGGGUGUCGCAGAACGUCUGGCUUGAGUCGCUUAAUGAAGUGAAACCAACGAGCAUUUCGCUUCUUGUCCCCGACAGGGAAGUCAAAUUAAGAUUUAUUGACCGCUGAUAUUAAACAGACUUUAAAUGUACAAUACCAGAAAAUCUGUUCAUUUUGAAACUUCACUUUCAUCCGACAGGAAGAGAUAAAUCUGAAAAUUAAGGGCUGCUGACUGAGUGGUCCUAAUCAGUUGAUGUAAUCUGCCCCAGUUUUGGCCUUCCAGGUCACUCACAAUUUUUGUGUUUCUUUACAAUUUUAUUCAAGUAAGGACGUCUGAUCAGUACUCAAAUUUCCUAAGCCUGUAAUUGCGAAUACAUUUUUUCGUGAACCAAACGAAAACGUCCUUUUUUCCAGCUCCACGAGUCUCUCCUAAUAUUGCUCUACACAUGAUUUAAAUACAGCUCGAAGAGAUAGUUAAAAUUUACUGUGAAAACCAACUUUAAUUCUGUAAGAACAUUGGUUCUUAGAAAUUUAUUACGUAUAUUCUUUAGUGCUUGCUAACUCAGCGAGAAAGAAACUAAGAAACGCCACAUUACGAUAGAACACAACGACUGCCUCUUCUUUACCGCGGCGAAUAAAUAUGUCCUGAACUGUAGCCAAGCUGUUCUGCAAGAAACAUUUACAAUUACCAGUUUAUCCACGAAGAAGAAGUAAACUCCGAAAAUUAUGCAAAUUUCAUCCUCGCCAUCAGAGAGAAUACAAAAGAAUUAACUACUUACCGCCGUUUGAGACUCCAAAAAGUGACCUUACUAUUCGAAAGUUGUCUAUAAAAGUGCAAAGGAUUCGAGCAUGGAAGCUGCCAUUUGUAAGAUCGAUCAGUAACCUGGCCGUACACGCUAAACUACAACGCAGUUCAUAAACAGUUGCUGCUCUACUUGACGCAACAGAUAUGUACUUCAGUUAAAAAUACUAUUUGUGUAGCUCCUUUUUGUUUUAAUACGACUGAAGGGAUGGGGCAAGAGGUGUAAGACUUUCCAAGUCACAGGUAAGCGGCGAGGUUGCUAAGCGAGAUUCAAAAUGGCGGCUUUUGUCGACUUUUUGUCACACUUGAAGACGAAGUCGUAAGGUAAGGUUAACUUUUGGAAUUUCAAAACGCGGACAAAUAAUACUAAUGUCAAAUAUACUUUUUAAUGGGAGAGAUAGAUUGUAUGGUUUUGGGAGCAUAACUCUCUUAAAACAGGAAUAGCCGGAGUAAGAUGUUGAUGACAUACUAAUCUUCAUGAUUAAAAUGGUCUGUUUACUGAUCUAUCAAUGGUUUGA
This is a messenger RNA of Stylophora pistillata, 2762 nucleotides long. RefSeq names its product cytochrome P450 10. Lineage: Eukaryota; Metazoa; Cnidaria; Anthozoa; Scleractinia; Pocilloporidae. Gene Ontology annotation, cellular component: mitochondrial inner membrane. The record is from RefSeq and is a predicted model, not a curated record. Gene Ontology annotation, biological process: C21-steroid hormone biosynthetic process; glucocorticoid biosynthetic process; cellular response to peptide hormone stimulus. Gene Ontology annotation, molecular function: monooxygenase activity; oxidoreductase activity, acting on paired donors, with incorporation or reduction of molecular oxygen; heme binding.